AUGUCACGGACCUCAAGUGCAGGUACUUCAGGUGCAGCGGUGGGGAGUGCGUUCGUCGCACUGACAUCUGCGACAAGCACAGGGACUGCAACGACGGGUCGGACGAGGUCGACUGCGACAGCCCCGGCAACUGGACGGGCCAGCAGGCGGCCGCGCUGCUCAAGUUCGGGUCGCCUGUGGUGCGCGGGCCGGACUGGAAGUGGCGCCACCAGGACGGCGACCCGCCGACCGAGGGCGUCGUCAUCUCCAGGGGCGUCCUGUCCGACGGCAUCGCGCUCGUCAGGUGGAAGGGCGGCCACCAGAACAACUACCGCAUGCGCAGGGACGAGUACGACCUCAAGGCCGUCGCCGGACCCGUGCAAGAUCUGAAGAACCUGACUUGCGACGAACACCAGUGCGGCACGGGCGAGUGCGUGAGACAGAGUGACGUGUGCGACGGCCACAACGACUGCAGCGACGGCUCCGACGAGGAGAAGUGCAAGAAGUCGUGCGGGAAGGGCGAGUUUAAGUGCAAAAACGGAUACACGGUGUCCUGGCCCAAGAAGUGUGACGGGGUCCGGAACUGCAACGACGGCUCCGACGAGGACCCGGACCUGUGCGACGGGCCCAGCACGACGCUGAUGGUGGGCGAGACGGUGACGGCCUCCAUGGAGUUCUCCAAGUCGUUCGGGACGCUGCGCUUCAGCAUGUGCAACCGGAAGGCCUGCGACACGGUCAUGAUGCGCGGCCACGACGCCGACGGCAAGCUCGCGGCCGACUCCUGGCCGCGCUGCAACCGCUGGGGCGUCGACUGCCAGAAGGGCUUCUGGCUCACGCUCUGACAGUCUCCCCGUCGCUGUGCGGCGUGGGCUCCCACAAGGUGUCCUUGCGGAUCAUCGGCGGCUCGGAGGCCAGCGCUAGCGAGUUCCCCUGGCACGUCGGCCUGUACGCCGACGGCCAGUACAACUGCGGAGGGUCGCUGCUGUCCGAAAGAAUCGUGGUCACAGCCGCACAUUGUGUCUUCGACAUUCACAAGCAGAACAGGUUGUACGACCCAAAGCAGCUGCAAGUGACUGUCGGGAACACGUACCGGGACUGGUCCAAGGGCAACACCGAGUCGGUCCAGCGUCGAAACGUGAAGGCGCUGUACCCCCACCCACACUACCGCGGCGCGGCCAAGCGGUACGAGGACGACAUCGCCAUCCUGGAGCUGGCCACGCCCUUCUCGCUCAGCCCCACAGUGGUGCCCAUCUGCAUCGACUGGAAGGGCUACGUCGUGCCGGCGCUCGCCACCGGGGACGUAGGGAAGGUUCCAGGGUGGGGUAGAACGAAAAACGAGUUCCCCAGUUCAGCCCUGCAGUCGGCCGACAUGCCCUACAUCCCCUUCGAGAAGUGCUCCAAGGAGGUGCCGAACGACUUCUUGCAGUACCUGAGCCAGGACAAGUUUUGCGCCGGACACAUCAACGGGUCCACGGUGUCGCACGGGGACAGCGGCGGCGGCCUGGUGUUCCAACACGACGGCCGCUGGUACCUGCAGGGCAUCGUCUCCGUCGGACACCCGAACCUGUUCACGUACAGCGCCUACACCAAGAUCUCCAACUUCGUGAGCUGGAUCAACGUGGUCGCCAGCUCCAUACGAAACAACGGCCCCAACGGUCGUCUCAGUGGCUAAAGGAGAGGCGGACGUCGCCUUGUAGUCACACUGACUAUUUUGUUGAUUGUGGUUAGGAAUUUUAAUUUCUCAUGAAGGAUUUUUUGGAAGAAUUUUGAAGAUUUUUUAAAAAGAAUAUGUCUAUACAUUUUCCUUAAAAUGAUUCUUUUUCAAACCA
Messenger RNA from Frankliniella occidentalis (western flower thrips), 1808 nucleotides. RefSeq names its product modular serine protease-like. Gene Ontology annotation, molecular function: protein binding; ubiquitin-protein transferase activity; serine-type endopeptidase activity. Gene Ontology annotation, biological process: protein ubiquitination; proteolysis. The record is from RefSeq and is a predicted model, not a curated record. NCBI's taxonomy places the organism in Eukaryota, Metazoa, Arthropoda, Insecta, Thysanoptera, Thripidae.